ACAACAAACGAAGAUGGCGGCCGUCGUCCAUGAACGACAACUAAACGAACGCUUCGUUCGCUUAAAACUCCUGGUCAAAGCCAUUCGAAAAGGUAACAUAACCGAAGCUAAAGAUUUACUAAACGCCGGUGUGAAUGUAAAUUGUAUGGCUGGGGGAGUUACGCCGCUUCAUGUGGCAGCAGCACACGACCAUGUUGAAUGUGCGGAAUUCCUUCUUCAAAAUGGCGCCAAGGUUAAUCAAACUAUUGCAGAUUUUACAACGCCCCUUCACGUAGCAGCUCGCUUUGAUAGUCUUGCUUGUGUUGUGUUGUUUAUAAAUCAUGGUGCUGAUGUGAAUGCAGUGACUAAAGAAGGUAUGUCCCCGCUUCAUUUAGCUGCAAGAAACGGCCAUUUAAAAACAGCUGAGGUGUUAAUGGCGAAGGGCGCCGAAGCUGACUUUGCUUUAAAGUCGCCACAUCCUCAAUCGCGUUCACAUGGCGAAAAUUUAACCCCAUUGCACUUCUCUGCUCGUCAUAAUCACCCUGAAUGUAUUAAAAUCCUGGCGAGAUAUGGAGGGGAUUUGAACAGACCUUCUGGGAAGAGUCUUGCUACCCCUCUACAUCUUGCUGUACAACAUAAACAUCUCGCUUGUUCGUCUGCUCUGGUCUCUUAUGGAGCCAAUGUCAAUGCUGCCGACUUUAAAGGCAAUACUCCAUUGCAUGUAGCCUCGACAGUAGACGAUAUAGAGACCACAGAACUUUUAUUGCAAGCAGGAGCCGAUGUGGACUAUUAUAAUAAUGUUGGUAAACAACCCAUUGAUCUUGGAAGUGCAACUAUUAAAUCCUUCCUGGAACCCCUUGUUGGACAGCCUAGGUCACUUAUGUUCCUUUGCGUACUGGCUAUUCGCAAAGAGCUUCAUUUCAAUCAGAGCAGGAACUCAAUAGAAGAAUGGGUCCCUUAUCUACCCCUGCCAGAGACUAUUAAAGACAAGUUGUGUUUUAAAGAUGUUUUAAACAUUGUUAGCUGAUACAUCAACUCAUACUAUUUCCAUAUAAUCUGUAACCCUCUGGUAGUACUGGUCCAGUACUAUUUUUAGGAUUGACUUAUCAAACACUAUGAAGGUUUUGCUCCAUCAUGUUGUGGUAGCCAUGACAGGAGGCAGGAAAAAUUGAAUCUGCAUCUGUACUGCAAACCGGUUGGCUCAGUUGGUUGAGCUUUGGACUUUCGUGCGGGGGAUCGUGGUUCAAGUCCCGGCCAGACCAACAUUCAGGGUCUUAAAAUAACUGAGGAGAAAGUGUUGCCUUUGUAAUUACAUCUGCAAAUGGUUAGACUUUCAAGUGGCUCGGAUGGCCACUUUAAAUGGCGGUCCCAUCUCUCCACACUCAUCGUUACUAACCAACAUCGGAGGGACGUAAAAGAACCACUGAGGACGUAAAGAAACCCUAGCCUGCAUAGCCAUGCGUUACUUGUACCCGCAAGGAACGCCUGGCUACACAGGCUAAAGAAACCCUGGCAGUGACCACCCUCAGUGCCUACAUUUCAUACUAACCAUCUCUCAUGCUUGUAAAUUGUAUAAAUUUUGUCAUUCACAACUCAAUGUAAAGCACCUUUGGUUAUAUUCAUAUAGAAAGGGCUCUAUAUAAAUCAUAAAUCAUCAAAUCAUUAUCAGUCUAAUCUAAUUUACAUGAGAAAGAAUUCAGUUUCCCAGGGGGAAAAGACUCUAUUGUUGUGCCUCCUGUCAUGGCUACCAUCACGUGAUGGUGCAAAGCCUCUAUAGCCAUGGAGAAGGCCAAGCUUGUGAAUAUCUUCUAUGGAGAAAAAAAUCUAGACUGUUGUUGCCUAGGGAGUGGGGGCAAGCUUGAAGCGGCAUGGGGAGAGAAAAAGUGACCAUGUCAUCACUCGACACAAAUUUACUCAACAAAUUUCCUGAAAUAAAGUACACAGAAGUCUUUAAAACAGA
This is a messenger RNA of Actinia tenebrosa (Australian red waratah sea anemone), 1939 nucleotides long. RefSeq lists its product as uncharacterized. NCBI's taxonomy places the organism in Eukaryota, Metazoa, Cnidaria, Anthozoa, Actiniaria, Actiniidae. The record is from RefSeq and is a predicted model, not a curated record. Gene Ontology annotation, molecular function: protein binding.